Messenger RNA from Girardinichthys multiradiatus, 1410 nucleotides. RefSeq lists its product as uncharacterized. The coding region runs from base 230 to 1000 and encodes 256 amino acids. Lineage: Eukaryota; Metazoa; Chordata; Actinopteri; Cyprinodontiformes; Goodeidae. The record is from RefSeq and is a predicted model, not a curated record. The transcript has 5 exons.
GUCCAAAUGUUGCUGCUUAUAAAUCACAGACACCUGUUACACCUGAUUUAGUCUGCAGCGCGUUUCCAUUAAUUCACCAUAAUAUUCAUCACCGACAUGAAGCAGUUUUUCUGAUGUCAUGACCUGCAGGACAGGACAGCAGAGAUCACUUCCAGACCUCCGCGACGUACCAAACCCGAUGGAUCAGCUAACUUUGAGUUGCAUGCUGUGACGUUCACGUGGACGGGAGAUGUGUAAGAUGGAGUCCAGCACAGAUUCAGACUCGGAGAUCAGUCCGAGGUGGUCGGACACCAGCACUCUGGGAUGUGUGAGCAGUGCACCAGAAAGCAGAACCUCACGCCGGGCAGUGUCAUUAACAUACAAGUCUGCAGGAAGACAUGCCGGCUGUUCCUUGUUUUUGGACCCAUACGAUGGGAGCUCAGAGGAUUCUGAUGAGUCAAACGGUGGUACCAGCAGGCAAAUGAGGAACCACCACGGUAAAGGAGGCGGAGGAGGAGACAGCCUCUCUGGCCAGAGAAGGCAGCUGUUUCUUCACCACUCUGCCUCUUUAACAGUCAGCGAAAUGGUGACAAACAGCAUGAGGGACUCUUCAAUACAUCAUCAGUCUGUAGUUCACAAAGACGCCAACGAAGUUCAGAUGAAAUAUGGAAGUGAUUCUGAGCUGUGGGACUGUGGACUUGCCAGUGAGGUGAAAGAAUGCAAGAGGACUCCAGAAGGAGGUGUCAGCUAUUCAACAAAGGACAUCCAUGCCAUGGAUGUAGAGGUGCAGCUUGAUGACUCGGGGUUGGACGGAACAAGAUCUCCUACAUGUGGCACAACCAGACUUCACACCUUAGAGGACAGGAGCUCAUCUCAGAUUCUGAGCAGCUGCUUGGAGAGAUCCCUCAGACCUCUCUGCAAGAGGAAAGCGUUUCCUCCUGGAGCAGAAUUAGUGGAGGCAGAGCCAAGAAAGAGACGAUGUGUCAAAAACAUGGAGGACGAACAAGAAGGAGCAGGAUAAACAAUGUUGGAAGCUUCUGGUCACUGCUGAUAAAUGCCAAAGACUCGUUCUGAAACGCAGGCUGUCUACUUGUGUAUUCUGGUUUAUUCAAACCUGUUAUGAUUUCCCAGGAACAUUGAGGUUUUUAUUUCUUCUAAAGGAUUUCUCAUAAAGUUUGAGUUCCUCCUGAUGUUAAAAUGCACUCGGUUGUUAAAGCUUGGAGGAAUUUUAUUCAUAAUUUGGUAAGAGAUUAAACUUCUGAAGCUUUAUUUCAUUCAUAUUGAGCAGAUAUGAAUUGAUAUUCUCCAGCAAGUGUUAAUAACUUGAGCUUUUAUGUUGUCUUGCAGUAAAACUAAACGUUUACAUUUCAUGGAGUCCUUUACAGCAGAAAAUAUGAAACGGCUCAACUAACAAUUAAAAGGUUCAACUGA